GUUCCAAAAAAAAAUCACCAUUCUUUUAUUUCUUUGCCAAGUCUACAAGGAAAGAACUGUUAAAACAAAAGCAAAAACACCAAAUCAAAAGCAAUUUUUCAAACUCAAAAAAAGAAAAAUGCAGAGGCUAUUGUCUCUCAAACGUGCCUCCUCAAACCUUCCAAAGAAACUCUCAAACACCUCCACUUCCUCUUCACUCCUUCACUCUCAUCACUCUUACAAUUCCAAACCCUUCUCUUCUCUCACCAAACCCCAAAACCAGUCUCUCAGCUCUUUUCUCUCUCACCCACUUCACCACCAGGUCCCCUCUCAUUCAUCAUGGCACAGGUUUUCUGCGAAAACAAUUCAUGGGUUUUUCUCAAAUCCUGUGAUUGCAAAGCAGUUCUUGUUGAGUUCCCCAAAUACCCUCUUGAGGGUCUCAACAAGUAAGAGUCUUGUAGAUUGCAGAGUCUCAUUUCUCAGAGCUAAAUUUCAAAGGCAGAGCUUUAGGUUCAACCCAAGUUUUGAUUCCCAUAGGCGUGGCUGGAGGUCAUGGUUCCAAGGACUAACGGCUGAUGGCAUGGUUUAUGGCUUGAUUAUAGCCAAUGUUGCUGUUUAUAUGUUAUGGCAGGUUGCAGAUGGUAACUUUAUGAGGGAUAACUUUAUGAUAUCAUUGGACAAUUUUAAAAGUGGUCGAUUGCACACAUUGAUAACUUCUGCCUUCAGUCAUAGAGAUCUUGAGCAUAUUGGUUCUAACAUGAUUGGACUAUACUUCUUCGGGAUGAGUAUUGGAAGAACUUUUGGACCUGAAUUUUUGCUUAAGUUGUAUAUAGCUGGGGCACUUGGUGGUUCAAUUUUUUACUUGAUGCACAAAGCGUUUUUGGCCUCGUCAUCCAAGGGCCAGCAACUGUGGUACAGGGACCCAUCAAAGACACCAGGAUUGGGGGCAAGUGGGGCUGUGAAUGCUAUCAUGCUGCUUAAUAUAUUCCUCUUUCCAAAUGCUACCCUAUACUUCGACUUCAUCAUACCAGUCCCUGCCUUCUUACUGGGGAUCUUUCUAAUUGGAAAAGACGUGUUGAGAAUGUUAGUGGGAGAUAGUCAUAUCUCAGGAUCCGCACAUUUGGGGGGUGCUGCAGUUGCUGCCAUAGCCUGGGCACGAAUUCGAAAAGGACGGUUCUAAAUCUUUCAGUGAUUCUACUAGACUACAAACUUCUGAUUCCAGUCAAACUUGAGGAUCACAUGACAAGUUUUUCAUCCUUGGUUCACUUGUGAUUUGCUGCAACAAAAAGAGAUCACAUUCUGGUUUGGAUAUGUUUACUGGUAUCUAGUGUGCUUAAAUCAUCUUGAUAUCAAGGUUGUUGCUACCUGAACAAAUGCUUCAUUCAGUUUAAACUAAUGAACCUAAAACAAGAGGGUCAGACCAGUUAUAAUCAAGGCAUGCAUUGUAUGACAGUGCAGCUUCAUAGUUUGAA
Molecule: messenger RNA, 1451 nt
Organism: Quercus lobata
Lineage: Eukaryota; Viridiplantae; Streptophyta; Magnoliopsida; Fagales; Fagaceae
Product: RHOMBOID-like protein 12, mitochondrial
Exons: 9
Coding region: 119-1159 (346 amino acids)
Cellular component (GO): membrane
Molecular function (GO): serine-type endopeptidase activity
Source: RefSeq, a predicted model, not a curated record